This is a messenger RNA of Ipomoea nil (Japanese morning glory), 1158 nucleotides long. Its product is annotated as double-stranded RNA-binding protein 4-like. The transcript is spliced from 6 exons. The coding region runs from base 86 to 979 and encodes 297 amino acids. NCBI's taxonomy places the organism in Eukaryota, Viridiplantae, Streptophyta, Magnoliopsida, Solanales, Convolvulaceae. The record is from RefSeq and is a predicted model, not a curated record.
UCUGAGAAUUGAGAUACUCCAAUUAUAAUGUCCAGGUAUUGAAACUCUAUCCCACAACGAUAAACCUAAAACCCUGGAGUCAAGCAUGGCUGCGCUGCUGCCUUCUACGGAGCAUCCAACACAAAUUCCAGAUAACAGUUCCCAGACCGGCAAUCCCGUUGUUGAAGUUCAAAAUACCAUACAGAAAGCUUUCAAUGAUUACAAGUUCUUCCUCGAUGACCUUACUCAAAAGGCAAACAUAUUAAAGCCUACCUAUGAGGUUCGUAAUGAGGGCCCUGAACAUGCCCCGCGGUACAGAGCAACCGUUUUAGUAUGUGGAAAGCGUUAUACUUCUCACACUACAUUUACUCAGCAAAGGAUUGCAGAGCAGGACGCUGCCAGGGUUGCUUUGGAUUGUAUUCCACCAAAUGCUUUCGAUAAUAUUGCACAAAAAACAGACGAUGUGGAAAAGCUUCUGGAUAUUGAAGAGUAUGCAUUAUUGUGCAAAUCUAUCCUAAAUGUGUUCGCCAUGAGGAUGCAUUUCCACAAACCAACUUAUAAUGCAAUCCAUAUCCACCCAAAUGUCAAAUCUGUCGUUUCUUUUAAUGGCAAGAAUUAUACCGGAGAACCUGCCAAACACAAAAAGAAGGCUGACCAGUUAGCUGCUCGUGCUGCAAUUCUCUCCCUCUUAGAGUCUAAACUCAAGGAUGCCUUAUUAAACACGAUCAUAUCCGAGGCUGAGCAGGUGUUUGCUAAAUUAAAUGACGUUGGAGAGGAUGAUUCAAUGAUUAAUGCUAUUGAAAGUUUACUGUCUGGUUCGGAAACAGUUUCAAGUGCUCAAGUUAUGAGUCCGCCAAACCAUGAAUUCAAUAAGCCAGUGGUUCAGUCUUCAACAGUGAGCGUAGCCCUACCAAAAUCAUUGCGGGUGCCCCCCUCAGUUCAGCAAUACAUUCAAUAUGUGCAUAGAUGUGGGCAGAAGCGGAAAUGGAAUGACAAGUAAAAGGCUAAGAAACGUGCACAAGUUGGUGCUCAGUCUCCUGUUGCUCUAAUGCACCCCAGUCAAGUUUAGGAUGGAGUGGCAAAUUCAAUGCAUCACAUUUUCAGAUAAUAUUCAUUGUAACAAAUGAAGAAUAGAGAUCUAUAAUACUUUUUAUCUGUCAUACUCACUAUUUAUUGGUC